GCAGCUGAAGAUGUCAAUGUAACAUUUGAGGACCAGCAAAAGAUCAACAAGUUUGCCAGGAAUACAAAUCGGAUGUCUGAACUUAAAGAUGAAAUCGAGGCCAAAAAGAAAUCCUUACAGAAUCUAGAGGAUGCCAGCGAUGACCUCAUGAUGUGUGAGGAUGAUGCAAUGCUGAUCCCGUAUCAGAUCGGAGACGUGUUCAUCAGUCACUCUCAAGAAGAGACGCAGGAAAUGCUGGAGGCAGGGAAGGUGACAAACCAAACCCU
Molecule: messenger RNA, 266 nt
Organism: Sinocyclocheilus grahami
Lineage: Eukaryota; Metazoa; Chordata; Actinopteri; Cypriniformes; Cyprinidae
Product: prefoldin subunit 4-like
Exons: 2
Biological process (GO): protein folding
Cellular component (GO): cytoplasm; prefoldin complex
Source: RefSeq, a predicted model, not a curated record